Carcharodon carcharias (great white shark) is the source of this 4853-nucleotide messenger RNA. RefSeq names its product spermatogenesis associated 6 (gene spata6). The transcript has 13 exons. Lineage: Eukaryota; Metazoa; Chordata; Chondrichthyes; Lamniformes; Lamnidae. The coding region runs from base 114 to 1550 and encodes 478 amino acids. The record is from RefSeq and is a predicted model, not a curated record. Gene Ontology annotation, molecular function: myosin light chain binding. Gene Ontology annotation, biological process: spermatogenesis.
UCCAUUGGCCGCUGCCUCCACAGGUUUGAAUCGCUGACUGGAGCCGCACCUCCUCGAGACUAACUUUUUUCGUGUAUAUAUAGCUUAAUCAAGUUUUUUUUUAACUGGCAGAAAUGCCGAAGAAAGUGCUGAGACUAACGGUAUACUUGAAAAUCCAAGCGGUUACAUGCCCUGGAGUGUUCCUACCUGAAAAGAACGAUGUUUACGUCAGUGUAUAUAUGUUAGGAAAAUUCCAGAAAACCAAGUUUCUCCCUUCAGUCUUUCCAUUGACCUUCAAUGACAAAAUGAAGAUUGAAAAGAACUUUCCAGAAGCCAUGAAUCCUGGGGAUGUUGCAGACAUGCUGGAAAUGGAUACAACAAAAUUUGAAUUGAUACAGCUGACUCCACCAGCGGGUGAAACACUGGCAAUCUAUGAGCAGAACACCAGAGAAUUUCUUUAUCCUGGUCGCAGGCUGACGCCAAGCUAUCCUGGGAUGGACAGAGAGCUGUUGAUGAAGAGAUCAAUUGAUUUUCCUGGUAUAGCUCCCAGACUGGAAUUCUCAACAACCUCAAUAAUCAAAGAAUGUCCACUUGACCUUGCACAAAUAGAAUAUGAGGAGGAUAAUGUGAAGUUGGAACUACAAUCCUCCCCAAUCAGGAAAUCCAUGACAAAAUCAUCAAAGAGAAAAACUUGUCCCAGAGAGAUCAGCAAAGAUAACAGCUACAAGCGGCCCACAAUAGCAUCCCAGACACGGUCUCUAUCACCAUAUACCAAAAGACGGAUGGCAGCACUCUCAGAGGAUGCCAAUCAGAGACUCGCACAUCUGAACCUAGGACCUUUUCAAUUUAAAAAGGAAACAGAUAACAAACCUCCAUUUGUAAUUAGACAUGUUGAUCAUAAAUUGUUGCCGACUAAUGAUUUGUACAUUGCCUCAUCUUCUCUUUCUUCUAAACCCAGUUCUCAAAAGAGCUGGCCUCUGGGUUCACCAAUUUAUAAUGAUCCGUCGCUUCGUGGCAGUUAUGGACCCAGCAGGACUUCAUUAAAUGCCAUCAAGAAACCUCAUGAGAAAGAUCUGCUAGAUGAUUCUUUUGAAGACACUGAUGAGCCUAUUAUGUCAGGACCAGCUGGCAGACAACUCUUUCCUGCCAUGACUCCAAUGAAGUAUUCAACAACAUCUUCUUUCCAGAAACAAAGCCCUGCGUUAAACCGGUUAUCUCUUCGAGAAAGAUUUUAUCCAGAAUCCUCUGGGCCAACAAAAUGGGAGGAGAUCCAUCAGCGAGUUCUAAAAGUUUUGAAGUCAAACAGUGCAAGACAAAGGCUGCAAUUUGAUUCUUCUGCUGAAGUAGAUUAUCCUUCAGGUAGAUCUGCCUUAUCUAUUGAUUCAUUGUGUGACACUUCAGGCCAUCUCAGUUCAGUGCACCAGCAAAAUGCUUCUGUACACCUGGGUGAUGGUGAUUAUUGGUCGAAUCGUGCUGCUGUUUAUAAAGGAAAGCCUCACAGGGCAAUCUUUGAAGAAAGUCUAGAAAAGAUCUACAGAAAUAUGUACAAGAAAGCUGCAGAUAGCACAUAAAGAUUGCAUAGAUCAGUAUAUUUCUGUCUGUUACUGUGUUCAUAUCGGGUUUGGGACUUUUUCUCCAAUCUGUUGGUGUUGUAAUAGAAUUCAUAAAUAAUAGUCAAUAAUUAAUUGUAUUGUUAGUAUGUUUUCCAACUGUAGCAAUAAUUAAUGUCCAUAAUAAUCAUGAUUACUUUUGGUUUUUGAUAAUAUCAAGAAAAAUAUGAGACUUUCAGCAAUUUCCCUAUUUAUUUUGAAAAUAAACUCUAGUUUACAACUUCACGUGUGUAUUAGACACACCCAGCAAAUUUGUUUUAGAAAUAGCAAAAACAAAGCAUUGGCACGCUCAGAUUUUAUACCAGAAUAUUUUGUUGUUACUACUUGGAGAGUUUAAAGAAUUGAUAUUAGAUAGCUCAGCUUGCUUAAAUUAUGUACAUUCUGUUUGAUCCACUGAGUUAAUGUUAGGAUCAAAGGCUGCAUUUGUGAAAAAUGAAUAUUAUGCCACUAAUCUCUUUUUGAAGUCAAAAUGAUACCCAUUUAAAAAUAAAGCACUUCAAAUUGGUUAGGUAGGCUAAAUGUCAAAUGCAGAGUCAGUAAGGGACGGCAGUCUGCUUUUAUGCAGUCCUGGUUCACAGAAAAGUUCAAUUCUAAUCAAAAAAUCCCAGUCUGUCAUAAUAUCCUAAGCAUUAUGUAUCCAUGUUUAAAUCAUUUUAGAAUUCCAAAACAAGUGUACAUUCUUAUUAAUCUUUAUUGUUUAGGCAGUCUAUUGAACAAUAUAUUAUAAACUCUUGCAGUUAUUAAGAUUUAGACAGCUGCAUCACUAAAUACUAGUUUUGUGCAUUAAGUCCUCACACCUUUUUCAUUAAACACAAUUUUGUUAGUGGGAGAAUAAUUUGGAAUCUGAUUAAUCAUUCCUGAACACAGCGAAUAUUACAAUUACAUUUUUUGAUGUAUUUGCAGAAAUACAUCUUUUUCAGUAACUUCCACAGGAUUUCUCUCAAUUGUCCAUUUGUAACUCUGGAGAAGCAAUUAUGCCUAUUUUCUGGGGUUUCCGCUGAUCUUCCACCAAAGUAAUGGCAGGAGAUCAUAGAACCUCCUGGAAAUUUUAUUCUGUUUAUCUAAACUAAGAUAAAAUUACGAUGAUGUUAAAAUUUGAUUCAUUUAUGAAACUGUCACAAUGAGCUCUUACUGAGAAAUGGUAAACACUGGAAUCCGAGGAGUUAAGAAAGUAUAUGGGUAGUUCAAUAUUAGAGAAACUGUUGAAUUACAUUGGCAGACCCUCUGUUCAUUUUACUUAUGAUUUCAAUUAUUUUGUAAGCUCCAAAUGUUCAAACUACAUGUAACUAAUUUAUUAUAAUGUAAAUUAACAUAAGAACAAGUUCUGUAACUUUAACUAACUUAUGUUUUCAUUAAUCUAUAUAAAAAAUCUCAUCUGGUUAAAGGAAUACUUCAGUCUGUUAAGGGCCUGAUGUAGCCUAUCCUUUAUUGCUGAGAAGAGUUUUCUUAUUGCACUAUGCAAGAAAUUUCUUAGUAAAAAAAGUAGGGAUUUGAAUUUCCUGUAAUGAUGAAGCUUACUGAGGUGAUCUCGCAUCAUUUUGACUUCGCACAAUCAGUAUAAUUUUGAAAUUUUCCAGGCUGUCCAUUGAACUACCUGGAAGUUUGCAGGUAGUUUUUAUUUUUUUUUAAAGAGCUAACCAGAUAGUUUAAUAAACUUUAAUUUUCUAACUUUAAAAAAUGUCACAAGCAGUUGAAGGUUAUGCUUUGCUUGAUUCCACACUUUUCACUGCUCUGGAAUGGUUAAACUGAUAUGUGCAGUACAGACUGAGUAUCCUUUAUCUGUAAAUCUGAAAACCGAACACAUCCAAAAACCUCACUUUUUUUGAACUUCAUCGACCUUUAGCACAGGAAGUCCCUGACCCAAGCCAACAUGACCCUUACCGACUGCACCUGACCUUUAGUGCAGGAAGUCUCUGACACGAACCUCACCGACCGCACCCGACCUUUAGUGUGGGAAAUCCUUGACCUGAGCUGACACAACCUGAACCAGCAUGAACCUCGCCGACCUCAUCUGACAUUUAGCGCAGGAAGUCCAAUUGUAUAUCUGCACUUCGACUCUCUGGACCCUCUUCUACGAUCAGAAUCGCUGAUGGUGCCAUGGGUUGUAAUUUAUUACAGGUACCCUGUAUUUAUUAUUCAGUGAUACUUUUUACUUUUCUAGCCAUUUUAUUUACUUUAGUCUAUAGCUAGCUUAGGCUUAGGCUAUUGUAAUGUAAGUAGGCCUGGUCCUAUAUGUGGUGUUUGAAAACCGAAAUUAUCUGAAAUCUGAAACGCGAUUGGCCUCAAGGAUUUCAGAUAACAGAUACUCGACCCAUAUAACUGCCCUAUUAGACUGUCAUUUUAUUUUUGGCAGAAAAGUUAACUAUUUCCGUAAAACUGCAGGAUAAAGAGAACCCAUUAAAAAGUCUGUUGUCAUGUGAGUAAUCAAUAAUGACAGUAAAACACUGAAGAUUAAUCCUAAUGAGAUCAAGUCUAUUUUCCAGAGUAGUGCACUGAAAAAUAAAUGCAUCCAUUGUUUGAAAAUAUAGCAUUCUAAUUGGCUGAUCCUCAGGUCUAAUUGAAGGGUAACCUCAUAAGAACUGAGGUAUAGGUCACCACUGUGCAAUGCUAACACUGGCAGACUUUUUUUUGCUACAGUUUUAGGGCCAGUCAAUCAAAUCCUACAAAGACCCACAAAAGCAAAUUAUUUUAAUAACAGUAGGGUGAUUGUACCAUAUUUAUUAAGAAUAUAGUUGUGUUAUGUUUAAUAAGAGGGUGACUUAUAUGAUUAAUAACAGUCAAUAAUAAUAUGUUUUGUUUAAUUAAAGAGUAACUACUCAAAUUUCCUCCAUAUUUGCACCCAAAGAUACAUUCAAUUUGGCAAAUCAAUUACGCGGCCUGAAAGAUUGUGGACCUUUGGGCAUAAGUGACUCUUGUGCAUAAGUACAACAAGCCCAGAUCUCCUCAAAGUUUUACAGUCUACAGCCUCUGUUGAUCCCUCUGGCUGAAUGCAUCUCUACCCAUAAAACUAGUGCCUCCCCACCCCGCACCAAGUUAACAGAACCUCAUUAAAGGUUAUCCUGAAAAUGCCUCUUACUCAAAUGCUUUCUAACAAUUACAACUAGAUUUUCAGACACUGCAGGAAACAGUCAUUUUUUCUGAUGUUUUAUUGUAAUUCUUUGAGUGGUUUAAAAAAAAUUAUUUUCACUGAAAUCUGUACUAUAUUCUUCAUUUCGUUUAAUGUAUUAUUAUAGCAUAAGUUGGUAUUAAAAACUUUAAUUUUCA